This is a messenger RNA of Gryllus bimaculatus (two-spotted cricket), 1250 nucleotides long. Lineage: Eukaryota; Metazoa; Arthropoda; Insecta; Orthoptera; Gryllidae. The record is from the annotation of a GenBank genome assembly.
GAACUGACUUGUGUAUUACUACUGAACAGGAAGUCAGCUGUAACCUAAGCAGAGUAGGAGAACUGACUUCCGGCUAGUGUGGGUGGUAAACAGAAUUGUAUAUUCUGCAGGAGUUGUGGCUCGUAGUAACGAGCUAAACUUUUAGGGCAAUUUUUAAAUCUCCUUCUGUAGAAUAAAUGUCAGGAGAAAUGACCGAAGAUAAGAAGGAUGAAGAGAAGGUGUAUGGAGGUUGUGAAGGGCCUGAUGCUAUGUAUGUAAAGCUCAUUUCAUCAGAUGGUCAUGAAUUUAUAGUAAAACGAGAACAUGCCUUGACUUCUGGAACGAUUAAAGCUAUGUUAAGUGGUCCUGGGCAAUUUGCUGAGAAUGAAACAAAUGAAGUUAAUUUUAGGGAGAUACCGUCUCAUGUUCUACAGAAAGUCUGCAUGUAUUUUACUUACAAAGUUCGUUACACAAACAGUUCAACUGAAAUUCCUGAAUUUCCAAUUGCUCCAGAAAUAGCAUUGGAAUUGUUGAUGGCAGCUAAUUUUCUUGACUGUUAAUUUUUUGGCAUGUAUGUUUCUGCAGAUCUAUUUGUGUGCACGAUUGAAAUAAAUUUGUGGCCAAUAAUUAGAUAUCUACUAUUGGAGCUGUUCUGUAAGAGUAUUUGGUACUGGAUCUUACUCCCUGAGAGAUGGAUAUGGUUACUUGAUACUUACAAUCUUAACAAAUGAUUAUAUGUAUUGGAAGAAAGAUUUUGCUUUCCAUAUACACUGGAGAUUAACUAGGUUUGCAACAGAUUUAGACAGGAACAUAAAAACUUAAGUUCAUAAAGAUAGGUUUAGUGCAUAAUAUUUUGUACUUUUCUAAGUAUUUUUUUUUUUUUUAUUUAAGUCCUUGUUCCUGCAAUCCUACUGUAUUACUUUUCAUUUGUGAAAUCAAAUGUACGCAAUGUACUUAUAAUUCCAUCAGAUGAAUUGAUGCUUUUGGAUGAGAUUUUUUUGGUUAAAAUAUUUCUUUUAAAAAUACUAGCAGUUUUUAUUUUCUUGCUUGAAUACUUCUGAUAUAAAACCUUUGUUCUGUGAUCACCUGAAAUCACUAGUUUGCCUGUCUAACGUUGCUCUCUUUAUCAUUAGGCAACUUUCAAUUGACUGUUGUAGUGAUCUUAAAGAUAUUUGUGUUUGGAAACUCUAAAUUAACCUUUCAGUGUAAUUAAAUCACCAUCUUGCCUAGUUGUUUGAUGUUGUUCUUAUAAAAAGAUCAUGAGAAUGAUA